This is a messenger RNA of Prosopis cineraria, 2151 nucleotides long. Its product is annotated as sucrose transport protein-like. Lineage: Eukaryota; Viridiplantae; Streptophyta; Magnoliopsida; Fabales; Fabaceae. The transcript has 4 exons. The record is from RefSeq and is a predicted model, not a curated record. Gene Ontology annotation, biological process: sucrose transport. Gene Ontology annotation, cellular component: plasma membrane; vacuole. Gene Ontology annotation, molecular function: sucrose:proton symporter activity. The coding region runs from base 60 to 1613 and encodes 517 amino acids.
AUGCAUUGAAUCAAACAACGCUCAUCACUUCACUUGUUUUCGUUCUCUCUCUCUCUCUCAUGGCUACUAAGCAAGCCGAUUUGGUUAAUAAGCCUUCUUCUCUGCAGGUUGAGCCUGCUGCCUCUCCGCCGGAGUCUAGUCCUUUUCGGAAAAUCGUCGUCGUCGCUUCCAUUGCUGCCGGUGUUCAAUUCGGAUGGGCUCUUCAGCUCUCCUUGUUGACUCCUUAUGUACAGCUUCUCGGUAUUCCCCAUACCUGGGCUGCUUUUAUCUGGCUCUGUGGUCCCAUCUCUGGGAUGGUAGUUCAACCCAUCGUCGGAUACCACAGUGACCGCUGCACCUCCCGCUUCGGCCGCCGCCGCCCGUUCAUCGCUGCUGGUGCACUGGCGGUCGCCAUCGCUGUUUUCUUGAUCGGUUACGCCGCUGACAUGGGACACAUGUUCGGCGACUCGCCGGAGAAGAAAACGCGUCCGCGAGCCAUCGCGAUCUUCGUCGUCGGAUUCUGGAUCCUCGACGUGGCCAAUAACAUGCUUCAAGGCCCGUGCCGAGCUCUAUUGGCAGACCUCUCCGCCGGCGACCACCGGAAGAUGCGGACGGCGAACUCUUUCUUCUCGUUCUUCAUGGCCGUCGGGAACGUCCUCGGAUACGCCGCCGGAUCGUUCAGUAAGCUCUACCACAUGUUUCCGUUCACGAAAACGAAGGCCUGCGAUGUGUACUGCGCGAACCUGAAGAGCUGCUUCUUCCUCUCCAUCGCUCUUCUGCUCGUUCUCGCAACCGCCGCUCUCACCUACGUGAAGGAAAAGGCCCUUGAGAAAAAAACUGGCGGGAACGAGGGUGAAAAUGGUUCGGUGGGCGAGGGAUCAGGAGGCUUCCAGUGCUUCGGUCAAAUGUUCGGGGCGUUCCGUGAGCUCAAGAGGCCGAUGUGGAUUUUACUCCUGGUGACGUGUCUCAACUGGAUUGCUUGGUUCCCUUUCCUGUUGUUCGACACUGAUUGGAUGGGAAGGGAGGUGUACGGAGGAACGGUGGGGGAAGGUAAGGCGUACGAUAAGGGCGUGCGCGCGGGUGCAUUGGGUCUAAUGAUCAACUCGGUGGUGCUGGGCGUGGUGUCCUUGGGCUUGGAGGUGUUGGCGCGUGGGGUUGGGGGUGUGAAGAGGUUGUGGGGCAUCGUUAACUUCAUUCUCGCCAUAUGUUUGGCCAUGACGGUGCUGAUCACCAAGUUGGCCAAGCACUCGCGGCAGUUCGCCCCGGGGUCUACCGAUCCUCUGCCACCUUCCACCGGAAUUAAGGCCGGAGCGUUAACUCUCUUCGCGGUGCUCGGAAUUCCACUGGCGAUUACUUACAGUAUCCCUUUUGCACUAGCAUCCAUAUUCUCCAGCACUUCAGGCGCAGGCCAAGGGUUAUCUUUGGGAGUUCUGAAUCUGGCAAUUGUCAUCCCUCAGAUGUUUGUGUCUGUGGUGAGUGGGCCAUGGGACCAGGCGUUUGGUGGUGGAAACCUGCCGGCGUUUGUUGUGGGUGCUAUCUCUGCCGCAACCAGCGGUAUACUAUCAAUAGUCUUGUUGCCGUCUCCGCCACCGGACCUGGCAAAGACGAUGAGCACAGCUGGAGGCUUCCAUUAGAGAGAACAAUUAAUUACUUUUUUUUUCUUUUUUCUUUUUCCUUUUUCGGGGUUUUGUUUUUGCUUUUCUUUUUCUUUGUAGAUUGUGGGGUCCUAGGUCUUAAACAUGAUGAAGCCUCUCAUGCUGUGUCCAAGUCCAACAAAAGCUUGAAUUUAAAACUGCCAUGUUUGUGGCAGCACAGUGAAGGAUGACUCUAAAGAGUCAGGAUUUCAUUUUUAUUGUAAAGUUUGGUGAAGAAAAAUAUGUGUAAUUAGGAGGACUCCCAAAAGAGCCUUGUUUAUUUUUGAGGCAUUGGGUCCAUUUUGGGGGCGCUUUGUACUUGAAAUAGGGAUUAGGGAGACUGAGAGGAAAGCAAAAAAGGCAAAGGGCUUGAAACGAAAGGAUGAAUAAUGUACAGUGAAGGACUGCAGGUGUGGGGGCAGGCUGGUUUAGGUGAGCCGAGCCGAGCCGAGCCGAACAAGACUAGUGAACCGGUGCUUCCCACUUUUCUGCCUUCCAUCUUUGUUGCGGGCUCCUAAUAAAACAGUAUUUUCUCUCA